This is a messenger RNA of Thyridium curvatum, 303 nucleotides long. RefSeq lists its product as uncharacterized. The transcript has a single exon. NCBI's taxonomy places the organism in Eukaryota, Fungi, Ascomycota, Sordariomycetes, Thyridiales, Thyridiaceae. The record is from RefSeq and is a predicted model, not a curated record. Bases 1 to 303 code for a protein of 100 amino acids.
AUGAAAUCAUUCACACUCGCCAUCAUCUCAACGCUCGCGGUCCUGGCAGCGACCGCGCCCACCGCGCCCGCCGCGCCCCGAGCCGCGCCUGCAUGCAAUCUCUUCUGUCCUGAAGGAAUGCGAUGUGUCUCCUUUCCAUCCGACGGCGUUAGCAUCGAGAUGUGCUACAAACCACUUCACUGCGGCGGCAGUUACCAUAUCGAGUGCAUCGACGGCGAAGUCUGCAUCGACGAUGCGGGGACCGAGUGCGACCCCAACAGCGACACCAACUGCACCGGCACAUGCAAGCCACAGCCAAGCUGA